AUGCUUUUUUAUCGACUAAGAGAAUUGUUUUUUGGUUCUGAACAAUUAGUUCAUGAUAAAUCUAUAGAUGAGCUUACAUACAAACCACCAAUUGAAGAAGAAGAAGAAAAUACGGACGAUGGAGUUGGUGAAGAAGUCACAUUGAUUUGGUAUGACGAAAACACAGACGAUGUAGAACAAGUAGAAGUUGAGCGAACAAAACAAUCGCUUCAGGAAAUAAACAAUUAUUUUCAGUUUUUCAACGAGAAAUCUUCAUUUAUCGAAUAUAUUCAAGCAAAAGUAACAGAAAAAAUAAUUGCAGUUAUCAGUAGCCCUUCUGCUAACUAUAUUGUCGAUCAAAUUCAUUCUUUAUCUCAGAUUGAUUCCAUAUUUUUGUUACAUUUACCGAGCGAAAAUGUCAUCGAGUGGGCCGAUCGGUACACGAAGGUGAUAGGCCAUUACUGUGACAAACAAAAAAUGUUAGCACAGAUUACGGACAAUGUGAAAAUGAUAUUGAAACAAACGGCAGCAUUUUCAUUGUAUGACCAAAAGCAAAAGUCAACAAGGGAUUUGACAAGUGAAUCGGGCUCAUUUUUGUUCUUUCAACUGUUCAAAGAUGUUCUUUUGAACAUGGAAACGGGCGAGACAGCAAAGAAGGAAAUGAUAACUAAAUGUAGCGGAUACUACCGUAACAAUCGAAAAGAAAUGGAUAACAUUGAGCUAUUUCAGACGACAUAUAAAGCAGUCGAAGCCAUCGAAUGGUACACAAAAGAAUCAUUUGUCUACCGUUUAGUUAAUAAAGCACUCAGAACCGAAGAUAUCGUAGCAUUGUAUUCGUUUCGGUUCUAUGUUGUCGAUCUUUGCCGACGUUUGUGUCUGAAACACAAAGAGUUGAUUGAAAGGCAAGAAAAACUGGGGCAACCCGUUCUGAAACUCUAUCGAGGUUUGCAACUGGCAUUGGAAGAAUUAAAAUCAAUGCAAUGUGGUGUCGGUAGUUUGAUAUCGCAGAAUGGGUUCUUGUCAACCAGUAGAUCUAAGAAGGUCGCGGAGGGAUUUGCGAAGGCGCCGACAACGAGAACGAAUGUUAUCCCAUCUCUAUUUGAAAUAAGUGCAGAUGUAAGCAGUUUGAAAACAAUUGUUCUCGCCGAUAUUGCUGAAUAUAGUGCAUUCCCGAACGAAGAAGAAGUGUUAUUCGAUUUAGGUGCAGCAUAUAAAAUCGAGAGCGUCACCUUUGACGAAAAGUCUCAGAUGUGGGUGAUUCGAACAAUCGCGUCAGAUGAAGGUGCCCAAUUAGCUCAAGAAUACAUGGAAUACCAGAAGAAGAAAGUGUCUAUAUCGAACAUUACAAUGAUGUUCGGUCAUCUGCUAUUGGAUAUGGGCGAAUACAUUAAAUCACAAAAAUAUUUUGAGAACAUCCUUCAAUCAAAUCCGAAUGACGAGGAUGUUGCUUGCAUUUAUUAUAAUAUCGGCCGCGCACAUCGUUUGAAAUGCGAAUACGAUUAUUCACUCGAGAAUUAUGUGAAAGCCUACACGAUACAUAUAAGAGCGAGGCCGCAACGAUUGGUCAGCGCUGCAAAAGCACUCAACGGAAUCGGAAUUGUUCAUCAUGAACAGGGUAAUUAUGAACAGGCAUUGAAAUUUUUUUCUAACGCUUUGAAAAUAUAUCGUAAACAGUUAUCGAAAAAUCAUACUGAUAUCGGUGGAACAUUGACGAAUUUAGCCAAUGUUUAUCGUCAGCAAAAUGAUUUUUCGCAAGCUCUUGAAACUCUGGAAGAAGCGCUGAAAAUCAAUUAUCAAUCACUGCCAUCGGAUCAUCCGGCAAUUGCUGCUACUCUCAACAAUAUGGGGAAUUGUUAUUUUGAACUGGGAGAUUAUGCAAAAGCAUUGGAUCAUUAUCGACGUGCGCUGUGUAUAAAAGAAAAACCUGCUUAUUCAAAUAUGACGCACAUACCUAUUCUUGGCUAG
Molecule: messenger RNA, 1944 nt
Organism: Didymodactylos carnosus
Lineage: Eukaryota; Metazoa; Rotifera; Eurotatoria; Philodinida; Philodinidae
Source: the annotation of a GenBank genome assembly